ACCGAUUAUUCACACAUUUUUUCUGAAAUAUACUUUUCCUUUUUUGUUUUCAUACAUAAAUAAUUAUUUCACACAUCACACAUCCAAACAACUCGAUAUCUAUUGUGGAUGAUUACUAUAUAUAUUAAUUUUCCAUUUCUUUUUUUCCACCUUUCAGCAAUUGAAGCAGUCAGCAUAAUUUUGUGUUUUCCGCAGAGAUUUUGAUACCUUUUUUUUUCAAGGGGAGAGACAUUUCUGCGGUGGUGGCACUGUUUUAUUUUCUAUUUUUAUUUUUCUUCGAAGUGAGAUUAUAAUCACUAUUAUUUUCACUAUUUCCAUUUUAUUCCACCUUUGCUUGUUGCACUGUGCAAACUUUUUGUCAAGCAUGUGAUCUGCAAUCACUGAGCACUUCGUACCCUAAUCUCAGUGUGAUUUUCAGCUCAUAUUUUCAACUGGGUUUUUUCAGUUAUUCAGUGGAUUUUUUUUUGCUGUUGUGGAUUUGAUAGGGAAAGAUAAAUUGUUUCUUGGAGGUGGGAGGGGCGAAUAUUCUGUAAUCUUUUAUGGUGUUUGGCUCGAGCUGAUCUUUGAGCUUUUUUUGUCCCCUAAUUUCUAAUUCUUUUGGGGGGAUUUUACUAAGAGAGAAAAUCGUUUAUUGAGGAUUUAGGUUUCUUGAAAAGAGAUUAAAAAAGAGAGAGAGUGAUAUUUGACUUAUUUGAGGUGUUUCUGUGGGAUUUGAAUGAUUAUUGGAGUACUUUUUAAGGAGGAGGUGGGAAAUUUGGGAAAUCUUGGAAGAUUUUGAUGAUUUUUGCUUCUGUGGAAGAUGGGAUUAGCUGAUGAUGGCUUAAAGGUUGAAUCUUGGAGCGUUGAGAAAUCUAAGGGGAGGAAGAAGAGAGAUGAUGAUGAUGAUGCGGUGGAGGAGACUGGUUGUUGGAUUAAAUUGAGGUUUAUUGGGAGCUGUAUUUCUUCAAGAUCUAAAGUUGAUAACUCUCUUAGUGGCAUCAGCACUCAUGAGAGUAAAUCUACGAACGGGACUAGUACGGAUCAACCAGUUGCCCCGGUAAUCCCGUCCACCACCACUAGCAACGCUGAAAGCAAUUCUUCCAGUAGCAAACUCGAAGAAGAACUUAAAGUUUCUUCUCGACUGCGGAAGUUCACAUUUAUUGACCUUAAGUUGGCAACUAGAAAUUUCAGACCAGAAUCUCUCCUUGGCGAGGGGGGCUUUGGUUGCGUGUUUAAGGGGUGGAUCGAAGAGAACGGCACGGCCCCAGUCAAGCCCGGGACGGGACUCACAGUCGCCGUCAAAACCCUGAAUCACGACGGACUUCAGGGUCACAAAGAAUGGCUGGCUGAAGUAAACUUUUUAGGCGAUCUCGUUCAUCCUAAUUUGGUUAAAUUAAUAGGCUACUGUAUCGAAGAUGAUCAGAGGCUGCUCGUCUAUGAGUUCAUGCCCAGAGGAAGCUUGGAGAACCACCUAUUCAGAAGGUCGUUGCCACUCCCAUGGUCGAUCAGGAUGAAAAUAGCUCUAGGAGCUGCCAAGGGGCUUGCAUUUCUCCACGAGGAGGCGGAAAGACCGGUGAUAUAUCGUGAUUUCAAGACGUCUAACAUUUUGCUAGAUGCUGAAUACAACUCGAAACUUUCCGAUUUCGGACUCGCUAAAGAUGCUCCCGAUGAAGGCAAAACUCACGUGUCUACCCGCGUGAUGGGAACCUACGGUUAUGCAGCCCCCGAAUACGUCAUGACAGGACAUCUUACAUCAAAAAGCGACGUAUACAGCUUCGGCGUCGUCCUACUCGAAGUGGUCACGGGUAGGCGAUCAAUGGACAAGAACCGGCCGAACGGGGAGCACAACCUCGUGGAAUGGGCUCGGCCUCAUCUAGGCGACCGGAAGCGCUUCUACCGUUUGAUAGACCCCCGGCUCGAAGGUCAUUUUUCUAUUAAAGGCGCCCAGAAGGCCGCCCAGCUGGCGGCCCGUUGCCUCAGCCGCGACCCGAAAGCCCGGCCGCUGAUGAGCGAGGUGGUCGAAGCCCUGAAGCCUCUGCCGAACCUCAAGGACAUGGCGAGCUCGUCUUACUACUUCCAGACGAUGCAGGCCGACCGGGUCAGCUCCAGCCCCAACGGGAAGAACGGCCUGAGAACGCACGGGUCGUUCACGAGGAACGGGCAGCAUCAGCAGCAGCACCCGAGGAGCCUCUCGAUAUCGAACGGGACCCACGCUUCGCCGUACCACCAGUUUGCUCAUAACUCCCCGAAACCAAACGGUAAAACAUAGGGUCGUCUCUCAUGGCGCCCAAUAUGGAUAUAGUUUGUGUUGUUGAUGGUGAAAAAGGAAUAUGAGUGAAGACAAGUUGUGUUGUGGUAAGAAAAAGGAGAUUUUAGUGUUGUAGAUAGUGUCUCGUGGUCGUGGGGGCUUCGACCAUUCUUUGCACUCUUAAUUCAUACACUUUCAAAUGUUUUUGAUUGAUUUUCUAAUUCUUUUUUCCAUCUCACUCCAUCUUGGGUUGGGAUGAUUUCUUCUCUAAA
Molecule: messenger RNA, 2499 nt
Organism: Salvia miltiorrhiza (redroot sage)
Lineage: Eukaryota; Viridiplantae; Streptophyta; Magnoliopsida; Lamiales; Lamiaceae
Product: serine/threonine-protein kinase PBL34-like
Exons: 6
Coding region: 800-2248 (482 amino acids)
Biological process (GO): protein phosphorylation
Molecular function (GO): protein kinase activity; ATP binding
Source: RefSeq, a predicted model, not a curated record